AUGGAGCUCGCCCACGUAGUGUUCACCAGCGGCGGCCUCAUGCCGCCGCUGUCGCCGCUGUGGUUUCUCAUACACGCGGAGCCGGGCGCGCCGGCCGAGCCAGAGGGCCCCUACGAGCCGUCUGACGUGUUGGACGCCGUCGCCCGCGGCCGCGUGACCGGCACGACGCGUGUCUGCGGCGUGCCCCGCGCCGCUGCCGCGGCGAUGGCGGAGCCGCCGGGCGGCGCGGCGUUCCAGCCGCUCGGCGUGCUGCUGGCCGUGGUGCAGGCGCAGCGGCUGUCGAUGAUGGCGCCGCCGCCGGGGGUCAUCCCGGUGGGCGCGCACGGCAUGCCCGUCCCCGGGGUGCCAGGUGCAGCUGCGAUGGCUGCGUAUGGGAUGCCCAUGGGCGGCGCGAUGAUGCGGCCCACGCUCAUGCCGGCGCCGGGCGGCGGCUUCCUCAUGGCCGCGCCGGCGGACGCGGCGCAGAUGAUGGCGCUGGGGCACAUGGGCGCCGCGGCGGGAAUGCAUCAGAUGGGCAUGCCGGGCAUGGUGAUGACGCCGGGCGGCGCGGUGGCUAUGGGGCCGGCGGCGGCCGCGAUGGCGGGGAUGCAGGCGCAGCAUGCAGCGAUGAUGGGUGCCGCAGCAGCGCAGCAGCAGCAACAGCAGCAGCAGCAGCACCAUCAUCACCACCUGCAGCAGCAGCAAAACGCGGACGCCGGCGGCCGUGGGCUGCACAGCGGCGCUCGUGCGGGCAGCGGCGGCGGCAGCGGCGGCGGCGGUGGGAAGCGCAGCAUGGACGGCAGCAGCGGCGGCGGAAGCUUCAUGGGGCAGGCUGACUCACACCAUGUGCUCCGCGCCGCUCAGGCAGCGGCUCUCCAGGCAGUGCAGCAGCAGCAGCACGUCGACGACGCCCGCCGGUCGUCCGGCAGCGGCGUGCCGCCCGCCGCCGCCGCGGCGGCGGCCCAGGAGCAGCCGCCCACGCCGUCCUCGCCCGCGCUGCAGCUUGCAGCGCCCGCCGCCGCCGAGCAGGCGGCCGCCGCCGGGGCCGGCGGGGCUGGGGCCGGCGAGGCGUAG
Molecule: messenger RNA, 1053 nt
Organism: Monoraphidium neglectum
Lineage: Eukaryota; Viridiplantae; Chlorophyta; Chlorophyceae; Sphaeropleales; Selenastraceae
Exons: 1
Coding region: 1-1053 (350 amino acids)
Source: RefSeq, a predicted model, not a curated record